GCUCCAUGGCGUCGGCAGCAAGCUGGAACCGCUGUGGUGAGAGGUCGAUCUCAAUGUGCGCAGCUAGGCCUGCUCCAUCUAUUGGUGCUGCAAAGACGGCGGUUUCUACUGCGUCUUCACCUGCAAUUCAGCAAGAAAAACGACAUCCUACUAUAGGUACAGCAGCCCCCUCUGUUGCAUCAGCUGCUGCAUCAUCUUCACAUAGCCGAAGCAUUGUUUGUCACAAGUGUCAAGGUCGUGGGCAUGUUGCUGCUCAAUGUCCUAGUCGAAGGACCAUGGUUGUGAAUGAGCUUGGUGAAUGGGAGUCUGAAAGUGAAGAAGAAGAUGCACCAUGCUAUGAUGAGGAAAUUGAAAAUGAUGAGAAUGAGAUCCAACCCGAAGAAGGUGAUGAUAAAUGCUUCAUUUCUCGGCAAGUGCUUAGUGUUACUGCUGCGAAGGAGAAAAAUGGACAGCGGCAUAAUCUUUUCCAUACUCGAGGCAUGAUCAAGGAUAAAUUAUGCAGAAUCAUUGUUGAUAAUGGUAGCUGCAAUAAUAUUGCAAGUCAAGAAUUGAUUGAGAGAUUGGGAUUAAAGCAGCAGCGCCAUCCAUCUCCAUACAAAAUGCAGUGGCUUAAUGAGUGCGGUGCGCUGCGUGUGACCAAUAUGGUGACCGUUCCUUUCUCCAUUGGAAGAUACAAUGAUCAAGUCGAGUAUGAUGUGGUGCCAAUGCAAGCUUGUCAAUUGUUGUUGGGAAGACCUUGGUUGUAUGAUCAUGAUGUUCAGAUUUGUGGUCGAUUCAAUAAAGUUGUUCUCAUGUACAAAGGAGACCAAAUCACUUUGCUUCCUUUGUCACCGGAGGAGAUUUUGAAUGAUGAUCUGAAAAGAAAACAGCGAGAGAGUGAGAAAAAUUACGAGUGACCCACAAACAUAGCGAGGGAGUGUUUCCAAAGCCAAA
Panicum virgatum (switchgrass) is the source of this 933-nucleotide messenger RNA. RefSeq lists its product as uncharacterized. The record is from RefSeq and is a predicted model, not a curated record. Gene Ontology annotation, molecular function: zinc ion binding; nucleic acid binding. Lineage: Eukaryota; Viridiplantae; Streptophyta; Magnoliopsida; Poales; Poaceae. Bases 6 to 896 code for a protein of 296 amino acids. The transcript has a single exon.